AUGGCCGGCGGCUCCAGGAGCAGGAGGCCAGCUGCUGCCCUCUCCCUCCUCCUCCUAGUGCUGGUGGCGCUCAUCACUGCCGGCAAGGCGAGCGCGGCCACGUUCCAGGUCACCAACCUCUGCCCCCUCACGGUGUGGCCAGCAGCCAUCCCGGCGGGGGGCGGCACACAGCUGGAGCCCGGCCAGACGUGGCUCUUCAAGGUGCCGGCGGGGACGGCUGGCAGGGUCUGGGGCCGCACUGCCUGCCGCUUCGCCCCCAGUGGCCAUGGGUGGUGCGCUUCCGGAGACUGCGCAGGCGCCCUGCGCUGCCAGCUCUCCGGCAAGCCCCCGGCGACGCUGGCCGAGUUCACCAUCGGCGGCGCGGCAGACUUCUAUGACCUCUCGGUGGUCGACGGCUUCAACCUGCCCAUAGACUUCAGGUGCGACGGCGAGGUCCACACGAUCCGGUGCAGGAACCCCGGCUGCCCCUACGCCAACCACCACCCCGGCGAGGGCAAGGUCCGGAGGUGCAAGGCCGACAGCGACUACCACGUCGUCUUCUGCCCAAAGUGA
Messenger RNA from Miscanthus lutarioriparius, 552 nucleotides. Lineage: Eukaryota; Viridiplantae; Streptophyta; Magnoliopsida; Poales; Poaceae. The record is from the annotation of a GenBank genome assembly.